This is a messenger RNA of Vicugna pacos (alpaca), 1500 nucleotides long. RefSeq names its product leucine zipper transcription factor like 1 (gene LZTFL1). The record is from RefSeq and is a predicted model, not a curated record. Lineage: Eukaryota; Metazoa; Chordata; Mammalia; Artiodactyla; Camelidae. Gene Ontology annotation, biological process: negative regulation of protein localization to cilium. Gene Ontology annotation, cellular component: cytoplasm.
CCUCGGUUCCCAUUAGCAACCGUAGGCUUCUAAACAACCCGCCCUCGCUCCCCAUACUCUGCGGCCCAACUUCCUUCGGCGACCCCGGGCCUGGCGAGGCUGAGCCUGGCCUCUCCCACUUCUCUAGGCCGCUGACUCCCGCAGGCCCGCCGCCAUGGCAGAGUUGGGGCUCAAUGAACACCAUCAAAAUGAAGUCAUUAAUUAUAUGCGUUUUGCUCGUUCAAAAAGAGGCUUGAGACUCAAAACUGUGGAUUCCUGCUUCCAAGACCUCAAGGAGAGCAGGCUGGUGGAGGAGACCUUCACCAUAGAUGAAGUCUCCGAAGUCCUGAAUGGGUUACAGGCUGUGGUCCACAGCGAGGUGGAGUCUGAGCUCAUCAACACGGCCUACACCAACGUGCUCCUUCUGCGCCAGCUCUUCUCACAAGCUGAGAAGUGGUACCUCAAGCUACAGACAGACAUUUCUGAACUUGAAAACAGAGAAUUAUUAGAACAAGUUGCAGAAUUUGAAAAGGCAGAAUUUACAUCUUCAAAUAAAAAGCCCAUCAUAGAUAACAUAAAGCCAAAACUUGCUCCACUUAACGAAGGUGGAACAGCAGAACUUCUAAACAAGGAAAUUUUAAGACUUCAAGAAGAGAAUGAGAAAUUAAAGUCAAGGCUGAAGACCAUUGAAACACAGGCAACAAAUGCAUUGGAUGAGAAGUCGAAACUAGAAAGAGCACUGCAAGAUUUACAGCUUGAUCAAGGAAAUCAAAAGGAUUUUGUAAAAGCCCAGGAUUUGAGUGACUUGGAAAACACAGUUGCUGCUUUAAAGAGUGAGUUUCAGAAGACACUUAACAACCAGACGGAAAACCAGAAGUCACUGGAGGAGAAUCUGGCCAUGGCCAAGCACGACCUCCUCAGGGUUCAGGAGCAGCUGAGCAUGGCUGAAAAGGAAUUAGAGAAGAAAUUCCAACAAACAGCAGCUUAUCGAAACAUGAAAGAAAUGCUUACAAAGAAGAAUGACCAAAUCAAAGACCUGAGAAAAAGAUUGGCAAAAUACGAACCUGAAGAUUAAAAACUGAAGGUUUUGUCUAGAAGCUGCCACAGCGUGAAAGUACGGGCUGUUUCCCAGCUCAGGCAUGUAUUUGAAGCAGUUUGUUAUAAUCCCUCUCUUUUAUUUUUCUAAGAUUUAGACUUUGCUUCUAAUAUUUAGGACUGGAGUUCCUAUCUAAGUUACCUAACUGAAAAGAGAGAAACCUGUUGAAUCAUUCUGGCCGGUUGUCCCUAACUCCUCUCUGCCGAGUGCCCCAGAGUCUUAGUUCAAAUGCAGUGGGAGUUCUCUAUAGUAAAGAAGAGGCUUUUAGAGUGGGAAGAAGGUUUUCCUUUUGCAUUAGUAUAAGGAGUAUGCUUUUUCAAUAAAUGUUAAAGCUAGCGUCUAUAUUUGUGCGUUCCCAGAGUAAAAAUAAAUAUAGAACUAUUAAAGAUAGUUAUUACAAAUAAACCUUAUUUUUUAAAAUGGAA